GUAGACCUUUAAUGUUAUUACGUGAGAGAAGUUACAAAACCAAUCCUGUGGAUUUCCGACGAGUCACCCGAGCAAGCGCAAAAAAGAAAGAAAGAAAGAAAGAAAGAUACUGCUAUCUGCGUCAAAGUGGUGGUUCUGGACCGUUUAUGAUCCUGGAUAGCGAGGCUCUCAAACGAGGUGGAGGGUGGCAGCCGCGAGUCGAGACGAGACGAGAGGCGAAUGAAUGCCACCAGUCUUGACUAGAGAGCCGUGGAGAAGAGAGCCUCCUAUUUGCCACUCUUCGUCCUUGUAGGCCAGAGUCGGCAUCCUACUGGGUUGCGCAUCGGUCUUGUUCUCUUUAUGGAAUACACUUGGAAGAUUAUUUCUCGUAAUAUAUUGAAAGGAAAUGACUGAGACGUCUCAGAAAAAUACCAUUCGGCUGACUGUCAACUUGAAAGAAAAUGUUAUCAAUCAGUGGCGUCGUGGUGAAGGGAAAUCUCAAUAUCCAACCUUAUGCUAAUGUGAAUGUUGAAAGAGUUGCUUUUCCUGGUGACACUGCAAGGAGCAUGAAUCUGCAUCUAUAGUGCUAGUUAAAACUCAGUACAGUGACUAAUUUGAAGCGGCUAGUGUGUGCCUACUUCGCAAGACAUACUACUCGGUGGAAAAACUUAAACGAAGGAAACCUCCUGCUGCAUAAAGUUACCUGGAGACCUGCUGAUGGAAAACUACUGAAUUCAGGAAUAUGACCAAGUUAUUACUUCUUCAUCUGUUGCUCCUCGCCUGGGAGGCCAAGACUCAGACUAACACUUCCUCUACAGAGAGCCCCUCCACCAGCUCUCCGCUUAGCGAUACUGAAGCCCAAGAGAACCAAACAUUGUCUGCAUUAUAUAGUCCUUCUGAAAAUCCUGUCUUGCUGAAUGAGUUUCCAAAUGUAGGAGUGAAAAAUGGCAGUUUUACUCGUGAAAAUGAAGGAAAGAGAAGUUUGGACAUCAACGUUUCUUCUGCCAUUCCUUCACAAAAUGUCUCUCACGAUGACAGUUCCCAUGAACGACAGUUUCCUAUGGCUGCGACACCAGACACUCAGGGCGGCGUUGAAGGAACCUUAAAUAAAAACGAAGGCAUAUCAGUUCUGACAGAGAAGCCGGGGAAACUAAUAAAAGAAGAAAUAAAAAAUGCAACGUUAAUGAGCAUAACUGUUGAACAUGUGCCCACCGAGAACCAGGAACCCGGGAGAGAGAAUGUCCCUGGAGACUCUGCAGGGAAUUCACAGAGAAAUCAAGCGCUAAAGAAUGACGGCGAUGCGAGAAUCGGUUCAUUCAAUGAAAGUAUUGCUAAAUCUAUUGAAGAUGGAAACACUAUGAAAAACGAAUUUCAUAAUUCUUCUGAAUCUGAAUCAGUAAGUCCUCGUUUCAGCGAACCAGAUGAUAUGACUUUACAUAAAGGGCAAAAGGUAAAAAGCAUCGAAGAAAUUCUUAACUCGACCUCAGGUGCAAAUCUACCUGCCGAGCGAAAGAGCAAUCAGACUGAACAAAGUUCUGUAACAGACGCCUCUCCUGAACUGGAUAUCACGAGAGAUCUCAUUGUGAGGAAAUGCUGCGAGGACCACGAAUAUUUCAGUCUAGAAACUCAGCAGUGUGAGAAAGCAAUGGUUGACCCAGGUUUUAUAAAAACUAUCAAGGGCACCUUUUCGCCGAAUUCAGCAGUAAACAUUACAACUAAGAAUGGCCGCUUGCCCACAUGUCCUGGAACAACAGAUCCUCCUCUCAUUAGUGAGCCAAGUAAUUAUACUCACUCUGUUGAAGCGUCUGGUUAUGUUACUGAUAAGACCUUUGGCCUGACUUAUGAUCAUCAUCAUUAUUGUUUGGAAUUGGCUGGCUUCCCUGACCUUGAAGCACCAGUGCUUGUUUUAGCCCAUUGCUCACCGAAUAAUAAAUCAGAAAAGGAAACCUCCUUCGAAUCACCCGUACCUGUUCCGAAAAGAGUUAUAGGCUCACAGCCAAAAGAAGUUACGACAAACUUGGAUCCUCAUCAAAUUGACGUUGAUUCGAGCGAAACACAAGGUGACGAUCUUCUUGUGAGGAAGUGUUGUGAGGACCAUGAAUUCUUUAGCUUGAGCACACAGCACUGUGAAGAUGGUGGAAAAUAUGAGUAUUUCGAAUAUUUUGUUCGGGAAACCUUAUUACGAAAUUCUUCAGCAAGCUUUAAAACUCGCAAUAGUCGCAUUCCAAUAUGCCCCGGGACGACAUAUCCCCCUCUUGUUAGUGAAGCAAGAAGUGAUACGCAUUUCAUAGAGGCGUCAGGACACCUGAAUGAUGUGAAUUCUGGAGAAAAAUAUGAUCAUGAGCACUAUUGUCUAGAGUUAGCCGCCCAAAGCCUUGAAGAUCUAGAAGCUCCGUUGUUGCUGCUAGCUCAUUGUGUACCCACUGAUAGUGAAACUCUCUCUGAGUCUUUGAUCAAGAUCUCUGUUCGAAAGUGUUGUAAAGAGCAUGAAUUUUUCAGCAUUCGAAGUCAAGCAUGUGAGCCUGCUGGUGGUGAUCCUGGAUUCCUUGAUAAUGUCAGAAGGAAAAUUAUGUCGGAUAAUUCAUCUUCGUUGCAGCCAGUGACUGGCCUUCUGAAGGAAUGUCCUGGUUCAGGUGAACCUCCAAAGAUUGGCGAAGCUGAAUUAUUCAGUCAUACUCUGCUUCCAGAUGGGUAUUUAGAGGAUCAUUAUUCAGCUGUGAUCUAUAACCAAGAUCAUUACUGCCUUGAGUUGGCUGCAUCCUCCCCUGAUCUUUUGGCAGAAGCCCCGAUUGCUUUAGCCUACUGCAUGCCAGAAGAGAAAGAAAACUACAAAAUUCCUCCCGCUGAAACAAUUGUCAGAAAAUGCUGCACAGAUAACGAAUAUUUUAGCACUAGAACACAAAAGUGCGAGCCAGCAGAAACUAGUACAGGCUUCGAGGAUUUUGUCAAAAGUAUUCUCAUUGACAAUUCCACAAUCAAUUUGGGUUACUUGAAUGGUAAGAUCCAGUGGUGUCCCAGCUCCCGUGAUCUGCCAGACUUGGCUAUAGUUCAGCCACAGACCCAUGCUGUUUCAGCUUUUGGUCACUUGAAAGAAUUACGCACAGGUGUUAGAUAUGAUCAUGAGAAUUACUGCUUAGAACUGGCAGCAGAUUCACCAAAUGAGCUUUACAAUGCAGUGUUUGUGGCUUCCUAUUGCCCCAUAUUUAAUACUCAUAUCCUGAUAAGAAAAUGUUGUAAUCUAAACCAAUACAUUGAUAGAGACUCCCUUGAGUGUCUUGAUCGUCUUGGUAACAUGAGCAACUACAAUUAUUUAAUUCGGGAAUUUCAUCACAGUGACCCAGUAUCUACAACUAUUACUGUUGGCAAACUGAAAUGCAAAAAUGGGUUGAUGAACAGAAUUGACGCAGACUCCACCUACCUGGAUGAAGGAGGCCAGCUUUGCGAACAUUCAAAUGGUAUUUGCCAUCCAUCUUCAGCCUACUGCAUAGAACAUUUUGGGAAAAGUACGGAUACAUCUCUAGUAAGUGAAGCAUUUGUCUGCCCAACAAAUGUUUUCAACAAGUGUUGUCCUCUCGAUGAAGUGCUUUCUGACAAGGGCUGUGUAAAACAUGGGGCUGAGUACAUUGCUUCCUCCCACAUGAAUCAGCUAAUGGAAAUUUUGCUACCUCAGGUUGGAUUGCCAACAAUAGGUGACGAAAAGUGCGAAUCCGUGCUCGUCAGGUCAUCUGGAAGCAACACGCGCUGGUGGGUUAACAAAGCUGGAUAUCUCUCUUUAAGGAGCACGUAUGGGAAAAUCACAACAAAAUAUUAUUGUGUAGAUGAUUAUGAAGACAGUGAAACUGGGAAGGAUACAAUAGCAAUUACGUGUAUUAAAGAAGUGAAUCACAUUCUCCCCACAGAAUUUUUCGCUGACUAUAGUACUGCAAAUGCAAUUGGAAAAUGCUGUCCUCCUGGAGAGUACAUGAGCCAAGACUACACCUGUAUUACAAACACUUUAGGCUUAGACCUCAUAAAGGAACCAGAUUUUGUAGCUGCUAAUGUCACAGAUUUAGUAUUUACAUCCUUCCCUGUCUGUCAGUCGGAAACUGAGCAAUUGGGCCUUCACAUGUAUCCAUUUGGCCAAAGGUCUGAUGAAGAUUACGCCACUCUUCUCGAAGACCAAUCCAUGAAUAUUGUAAGCCUAGAGAAUGGCUGUUACUUGAACAAGCAAACAGUGCGGAAUAGAGCUUACUGCAUAGACUACGCCAUCGCUGAAGGAAGCAAGGAAGUUAUGAUCUUGGUGUGCCCUGACAUGUGGCAGGAGCUUACUGCUUACCAAGAGAAGUACAGUCUUACAGCUGUGCUCCUGGGCAUUUCCUGCACAGCACUCACUGCAACUGCAUUCUCUCUCAUUUCCAUGAGAGUCAGGAGAGGUCUUGUGACUGUCAAAAAGGUGAAUACCUUAGCAGGCAGGAUCCUUUUGAGUUAUGUGCUCUCAUACUUGCUGGCGUUCCUCCUCUUGGCGAUUGGAAUGAAGUCCACCCCGGAAGCUGGCCAUGCUUGUUCUGUGCUCGCUGGUUUCCUCAUGUUCUUCCUGCUGGCCGCUUUCCAGUGGAACACAUCCAUCUGCCUGGAAUCGCUGCUCCUCACGCUGAGAGUCAGCACCUCUGAACGCAGCCGCUACUUGUGCCAUUCGGUGUGGGCAUGGGGCCUCCCGGGUAUCAUCACGACCAUUGCCCUGACCCUAGACCAUCACAGAGCGAACCUGCCCUGUUCGGUCAUUACUCCUAAAAUUGGCCUUUAUCGGUGCUUCUUCUCAGAUAGCAUUGCGCAGCUCCUAUACCUGUACCUGCCGAUGUUCGUCUCUCUCUGCGCCAACAUGAUCUUAUUAUUGGCAGCCAGAUACGUCAGGAGCGCAAAACUUCGCCGGUUAGAGAAAGGAGGCCGAGCCCAGAACACUGCGGCCAAUGUGGAAGGUACAGAAACGCAGGACCAGCAGAGUAAGACGAGCGACCAAAACACAAGUCAAGUCUCCAGCCAACCAAACGGCCAACAUUCGGGACUCAGGACACAUCAGAACCGAAAUUUGUGGAUUGAAUCUAUGAAACUGGUUGUUUGGUCUGGCGUGACAUGGAUGGCGGAAGUGUUAGCGUUCUUGAUAACUCGCUUCAUAGGACUCUCAGAAUCAUGGUACAACUACCUGUGGUACCUCCCCAGCAGCAUAAACUCCCUAAGGGGCGUCGGGAUCUUUGUUAUAUUAGUCUUGACACCCGAGAACCGCCAUAAGAUCUUCAAAAUGGUCGGGAACUUUGGUUCGUGGGCUGGGUCAGGGUCGCUGGCAAGGCACUCCCGCUCGGGAGACGGUCAUAGCACCUCGGGCAACCACCAAUCCUCCAUGACCCAGGGUCGAGGGUCAGAAAUGAGAGCCCCUGGCAGAAGGAACAUGUCAAUCGCCACGACCCUGACACAGAUCUCCUCCGUCAGAAGUGGGACCUCCAACGAGAUGAGGCCUGAGACGGGAACUACCGUCAGAGUCCAUCCGAAGGUGGCACAGUCCGUGAGUCAGAUUGACACCCGGCGAGGAUCAGCGUCGUCGCAGUCCUCAGACGGGGAGAACUGUGAAAGUGAUACCGAAGCCACCGGAGGCGGAAGGCGGAAAUCGUCGCUGGCUAACUUCACCCUGCUCUCCCUUCCGAGUGUGGACGAAGAGGAGGACGUCUUCGAGGGGGCGUCAAACGAUGCCCACGCACCCAUCACCCCCGCCAUGUCUUCCAGUGAUGUCUAAGUGCCAUAAUGAGAUCUCACUCAUUCAUGAAUGCCGAAUACAUCAUUCAAUUUCUCAUUCUUCAUCUCGAUUCAUUUCAUUUUCUCACUGAAUUAUUUUUGCCAUAGAAGACUCAGCAUUACUUUUGAUAUUUUUAUAAGCAUAGUAAACUAUUUUAGUUUUUAAGGUAUUCAAAUGCCAUAUUCAUAGCCAUAAGAGAAAGUAAUAAAGUGCCAGGUCUAAUUUGUAUGAAUUCGUUGUAUAAACCCAUUAAUAAAGGAUUUUUUUUUAACCUGAUCAUCUUCACUAUUGUACCUUGCCAAUGAGCUUCACUCGUCUCAGAAUUAUGUCCAGCAUGUCAGAGACGACAGCAGCCAUGAACAUAUUAUAAAGCCUUUCUGAAAAGGACGAGAAACUCCCACACUAAUGAAAACAGACUUUUCUCCCUUCAUUCGACUCUCGUUAUAUUAGCUUCCGAUUGUAAUGUUUAGUUCUCUAAUUAACUUUAUUGUUGUCAUACAUUUUGAAAACAACUGUAAUGAUGGAAAUCAUUCAUUUAGCAUUUAUGACAGUACCCAUGGAAAUUGGUGGACUGGAAAACCGAAUUGGUUUUCAUCUUAUCAAUAUGUUAAAUUGAGAUUGUCUAUGAUCGAGUGUACGUACGUAAGUACGCAACUGUAACCAAGUGCGCAGUUGCAUAAGCUCAAAUUGCCCUGUUCGAGACGAGUACGGCAACGCUGAGGGGAAACGAAUGUCUCUCCCCUUAUAUUCAUUUGAAGUGACGUAUUUCUCCCUUGUAAAAGGUGAAAUAAAUAGUUGUUUGGAAACGAUAAGUUCAGCUUUCUUAAAUGGACGAAGCUGCUUAACACACAAGUAGGUGUAGUGAAAAACAUAUUGAGAAAAGCCAAGAUGUCUGGCUCUGAUACCCACGAAGCCCUAGUAGCAUACAUAGCAUCCCCUCUUAAAAGUCCUGCCGAUCUCUUAUGCAGGAGAAAGAGAUCGAAUAGCCUUCCUGAUAAAGUGGACCAUCACUUCAAGCUACAGGAGACCAGGGACAAUUCUAAAAGCAAUUAUGAUCUUCAUACACGUUCAGAGCAGAGUGAGUUAUUACCUGGCGUGAAGGUUCUUGUGGAAGAUGGCAAGAAUUAGCUUCCUGCUACAAUAAAGUUGAAAAAUCCUGAACCUAGGUCAUAUACCUUAUUUACCCCAAAUGGUAGUGAAACGAUAAAAAAAACCCGAAAGUUUUUUCAGGAACUUUCAAGGAACGCUAUUAAACAAAUUACAUUCAAAGAGUUUCCAGCCAAUGAUACUGAUAGUGAUGCAACUGUGCAAGACAACAACAUUGCACGUCUGUCACUUUGAUGAGCAUAAGAACAGAAUACAUCAUUCUGUCCCAAGUGAAAGACCCAAUGUAAUCAUGGAAAUCAUUCAUUUAGCAUUUAUGACAGUAAUCAUGGAAAUUGAUGGACUGGAAAACCGAAUUGGUUUUCAUCUUAUCAAUAUGUUAAAUUAGCCACUUGAAGUUGAGAUUGUCUAUGAUCGAGUGUACGUACGUAAGUACGCAACUGUAACCAAGUGCGCAGUUGCAUAAGCUCAAAUUGCCCUGUUCGAGUCGAGUAUGGCAACGCUGAGAGGAAACGAAUGUCUCUCCCCUUAUGUUAAUUUGAAAUGACGUGUUUCUCUCUUGUAAAAGGGAACCAGUACAGGGGUCCAGUGUAAAAACCUGAAUAGGGGUCCAAUGUACGAACCAGUAUAAGAAUCGGUGUUGGUUCUAACUGGUAUUGAAGGAGUACAGCUAGGAAUAAGCGGCUUUUAAAUGUACCCACCUACUGUCAAGAAGAAAUAUUAAAAAAAAAAAAAACGGAGCCCGCCUUUCCCUCAACCCUUAUUACAACAAUGAAGAUUCGACCGUCUCCGACGUCAAGUACCUGUUCCAGCUAAGAAUAGGCCAAGAAGUAUAGUAGCUUAGGCCUAUGAGGUACCUUUAUAUUAGCCUAUGGUUUGAAUUGUUAUGUAUAGGCUAGUCUGAGCUAAUUGUCCUAAAAUGUAUGGUAGCCUCCGAAUGUUAAAGUCAGGACAAUUACCAAAUCAAUACUGUAUACAUAUGCAGUAUAGUAAAUACAUGAGUCAUAAGAAUAGCAUCAUUAAAGAUAUUUAUACAUGACACCAAACGAAACAUUGGCAAGCUCAUACGCUACCGAGAGACAUUUGAGUUGAAAUUGAAGUACCGUAGAUAAAAUGUUCAUGUGUUAAUGUUUUCCGCGAUGCAGUAUAUUCAGUUGUGCAUUAUAUUAUACUGUGUCAAGUUUGUUUCAGAUUUUGAUAGGAUGUUUUCCCACAAUGAAUGAAUUGUGUUGCAUAAGAAAAAUGUACUGUAAUUUUCCUUUUUAUGAAAAGGGGGAUGUUUCAAUAUAAUGACUUUUGUUGUGAUGUACGAAUCCAUUGUUUUGAUUCCCUUGUUGUAUACAUCACGGACUGACUCGUGCCUACCUCAGCAAGUGUUACCCAAUAAACAAUGUUACUUUA
Macrobrachium nipponense is the source of this 8248-nucleotide messenger RNA. RefSeq lists its product as uncharacterized. Gene Ontology annotation, biological process: cell surface receptor signaling pathway; G protein-coupled receptor signaling pathway. Gene Ontology annotation, molecular function: G protein-coupled receptor activity. The record is from RefSeq and is a predicted model, not a curated record. NCBI's taxonomy places the organism in Eukaryota, Metazoa, Arthropoda, Malacostraca, Decapoda, Palaemonidae. Gene Ontology annotation, cellular component: membrane. The coding region runs from base 722 to 5743 and encodes 1673 amino acids. The transcript has 10 exons.